This is a messenger RNA of Anopheles nili, 1203 nucleotides long. RefSeq names its product endochitinase-like. The record is from RefSeq and is a predicted model, not a curated record. NCBI's taxonomy places the organism in Eukaryota, Metazoa, Arthropoda, Insecta, Diptera, Culicidae. Gene Ontology annotation, biological process: chitin catabolic process; carbohydrate metabolic process. The transcript is spliced from 3 exons. Gene Ontology annotation, molecular function: chitin binding; chitinase activity. The coding region runs from base 1 to 1203 and encodes 400 amino acids. Gene Ontology annotation, cellular component: extracellular region.
AUGCCGAAAAACUGUGUUGCAAUUGUGGUCGCCCUGCUGACGGUUGGGUUAACCGUUGGAGCUGCCACUGAAACGAACGGGCGUGUUGUGUGCAGCUUCUCGAGUGCAGCCGCCAAUCGAGCUAACGAGUAUGAGUUUCGUAUCGAAGACAUCCCGCUGCCACUUUGUACGCACGUUGUCUACGAUGGCAUGCAGCUAGACGUGUUCACUUUGGAGCUGAUCCCGGGAAAUCCACCGUUUGAUGUGCUGGAAAAUGGAUGGGAGAAAUUUUCCGACCUAAAGCGUACCGAUCCUGACGUGAAGCUGUUGCUGAGCAUUCGCAGUCCGUUUUUAGCACGCGCAGCAUCAACGGCGGAAAACCGGGGAGCACUGAUCAAAAGCAUCCUCUCGUAUAUGGAUUGGAUGCGGUUGGACGGGAUCGAGCUACUGUGGCUCGAAGAAUCUUUCGACUCCUCUGAUUCAACGGAUGCAAACGAGUCGAUAUACACGCUGCUAGAGGAGCUGAAGCGAGCCUUUGAGACGGCUGGACAUCCGACCUGGGAGGUGAUCGUGAUGCUCGAGAUCGAGCGUAACCAAAUCGAUCACGAACGAUUGUGCAAGUUGGUUGACUUCGUGCACUUUGUGGCCAUCUCCGAGCAGAAGGUGAUUGAUCCACCCGGAACGAAAGAGGCUUCGUUCACGUACCGUUUGUUCAACAUCGGUGAUCGCAAGCAUCUUACGCUCGAUCGUGCGGUGCAUUACUGGAUUGAGCGUAAAUGUCCCGCCAACAAACUCGUCCUUGGUGUUCUGUUUCCGGCCCGCACUUACACACUUCCCGAGGGCGUACGAUACGGUCCUUCGAGGGAACCUGGACGGGCUUGUGCACAGACGCAGGAACCGGGACUUUGCGGGUACUUCGAGUUGUGUCAGCUGCUCAACGGCACCGACUGGACCGUGGGAUGGGACGAUGUGCAAGGGAUUUUCCCGCGAGCAACGGACACUACCGAUCAGUGGGUGGCGUACGAGAACGAGAUCUCCGUCGGACGGAAGGGCUACAUCGCGAGAUCGAACGGGUUGGCCGGAGUGUACGGUUUGUCCAUAGAUCAGGAUGAUUACCGGGGCAAAUGCGGUGAUGCGUUUCCACUCACGAAAGCUCUUUGGCGAUCGUUCCUGCACACGUUGGACGCGAAAUUCAACGUUUCCGCAAGUUGGAAUUUGAAUUGA